Messenger RNA from Eleginops maclovinus (Patagonian blennie), 12780 nucleotides. RefSeq names its product myosin XVB (gene myo15b). Gene Ontology annotation, cellular component: myosin complex; cytoskeleton. Bases 1 to 9303 code for a protein of 3100 amino acids. Gene Ontology annotation, molecular function: ATP binding; protein binding; cytoskeletal motor activity. NCBI's taxonomy places the organism in Eukaryota, Metazoa, Chordata, Actinopteri, Perciformes, Eleginopidae. The transcript is spliced from 64 exons. The record is from RefSeq and is a predicted model, not a curated record.
AUGGGCGUAAACAAGACUACCAAACUCAAGCCCCUACCAAAAGCAACUAUACAAGGAAGGAUCAACAAGAAACUCCCCCCUAAGCCUGAUAACAAGAGAAGAGGGAAAGUGUCAGAGAGUGAGGAGGAGGACUCUGAAAGUGAUACAGAAGACUCAGCGGAGGUCACUGAAGAGGAAAUUAGUAACGAUGAGAAAGAGGAGGAUCAGGGAAGUAACGAAGAGCCAUCUGAGACACAUGGGACUGAGGACAGCAGUGAGGAGGAGGCUGAGGCGUUAGAUACUCAACGAAAUAAAGAACAGACCAAAAACGAAGAAUCAGACAAAGAGCUUUCAGAGGAAGCAAAUUCCACAAGUGAACCAGCCACAUCAAGCGAAGAAGAGGAAAGUGAGAAGGAAGUAUCUGACAAGGCUAUCCGUGAUGAGAGCGAGGAGGAGAUAACCCAUGAGAACGCCUCUGAAAAGCCGACAGCUGAUAAAGGCGGCAGACGACGCAGACAGACUCCACGUCCUUCGAAGCUUGCUCAAGGUCCGAAAAACAAGAUGAACAAAAAGACAAAGGCAGAUAAGCAGGCAGAGAAGGCUGAGAAACAGAGAGCCAAAGCAGAGAAGAAGAGGUUAGAAAAGGAAGCCAAACAAAAAGCCAAGGAAGAAAAAAAGAAAAAGACUAAAACACACAAAGAGGAAAAACCCAGUUCCGCAACGGAGGAGAUUCAAUCACCAAAAGGUAAAACAAAGGAUACUAAUGAGAAAGAUGCUCCUGAAGAAACUGACCCAGAGGAGGAAGAGGAGGAGGCUGAAUCUACCUUGACCAAAGCCAUCAAAGGCCAAAACCGAAUGAUGCUUCUGAAAGACAAAGGUAAAGACCUCAAGACCAUUCUGAAGACGGAAGAAGAGCAGGACGCUGGACAUGUCGUCAAAGGGCUUCCACAGAGCUUGCUCUUGGGGAAAGUCAAGAUGUCAUCCCUCCAGCAGAAAGCAAAUAAGAUGUUAGCCAAACCGGCAGAAGAUUCAUCAGAAAGUGAGGCCAUUGAUUUGGGGUCCAGCAGACCCAUGGAGCGUUUGAUAGCACGAAGAAAAGGUGUAACCACUCUUCGGCGAAUGUCUGGUUGGCUUCAUAAAAACAUGCCACGGGGGUUGAACAUGAGAAAGAAGCUCUCCGCUUGGACUAAAGCCAUCAGUUUUACCCAUUGGCUAUCCUUUCGGACCAUAAAACAGAAGCAAGGGCCAAGAAAAGCUAAGGUCAAUAUUCUCAAACACAGGAUGGCCAUGAGAGUUGCCAGUAAAACCAGCCUGGUCAGUCAGAAAAAGAAGAGUUCCUCUGUGGACAAAAUUGGUAAAGAGAAUGCUGGCCUGCAGGAAAAUACAGCAGACGGAGGGGAGGAUGCGGUCCUAGCUGGGGAGAAAGAAGUAGAAGCCAAAUAUGCUGUGGUAUUCCCCAGGAUGAACAAACUGGGCAAGGCGAAGACAGCCACCGUCUCCCAGGCAACUGCUGGACCCUCUACUGCCUCAAGUGCCACUGGACCACCAGGGGAACCCACUACAUCACAGCCAAAACCCCCAAAACCAGGUGCCAGGCUGGUGCUUCCUGUCAAACCAGAUCUCAGCCUCCUGAAGUCCAUCAAGAAGUCCUUGCCAGGAGCGUUAAUGGCAGGUACAGAUGUGUCAGAGAGGAGCCCUGGGUCCAGCGGUGCGCCAGAGGUACCAUCCAACACGGAGGAUAAAACCAGGAGAGCAAUGCUAGACAAUCAAGAUGGAGGGAAUGUGCUACAAGCUGCAAGACAAAAACUGGACCCCUCCAAGAUCAACCUGACUAAGAUGUCCUUGUCAGGGGGAGUGAUCAAUGGUGGACCAACUCGAGCCAAGGGGCCAGACCCAGAGAGAGAUGCUGCAGUUGGGAUUCCCAGGCCCAACACUCAGCCCUUUCCAAAUGGGGAGGCAAGUGCUGGGAUAUCAGGUGUCCGGUCCUUGUAUGAAGAGGAGGCAGACAGGGAAGUGGCCCAGCUGAUGGGUGAGGGGGGUAUAUAUGCGAUUGCCCAACCAGAGGUGCACUGGGCUGGUAACCCGCGGAUGAGUGGGGACCCUCAGGACUGGCUGCGUGCUGAGAACCUGUUGCCCCACCAAACAGUGGAGAAGCUAACCAAGUGGACAGUUUAUGAUGAUAUGGGCCAGGCAAGGACUGUUCCUGCUCACAAUGGCAGGGGCCCCUGGGAAUCAGAGGACCCCACCCAGGAGAUGCUGGAGAGUCGAUUGAACAACACACAGGUGGUGAUGCCUGGCAGCAAAACAUCUGUAGAAGUGGAUGAGGUGGAGGACCUGUCCCAGCUAGAAGAGGUGUGUGAGAGCUCCGUGCUUCUCAAUCUGAAGAAGAGGUUCCACCGUGACUGUAUCUAUACUUACAUUGGCAACAUGAUGCUGUCCAUUAACCCCUUCAAGGCCCUUAACAUCUACACAGAGGAGCUGAGACACAAGUAUGAGGGCAAAGAGCAGCAGAGAAACGCCCCCCAUGUGUAUGCCAUAGCUGACGCUGCUUUCAGUCAGUCUCAGGCCUCCACUCAGGAGCAGUGCAUCAUCAUCAGCGGCCAGAGUGGUUCAGGGAAGACUGAAGCUACCAAGCUGAUAGUACACUACCUCAGCUCCAUGUACCAGAGCCAGGACCAGCACCUGCGGCAGCCCAUGGAGGUCUUUCCCAUCCUGGAGAGUUUCGGGAAUGCCAAGACUAUCCUCAACAACAACUCCAGCCGCUUCGGCAAGUACCUCCACAUCCACAUUCUCCAUGGCAUUGUUGUGGGGACUUCGCUGUCCAAAUAUCUCCUGGAGAAGUCCAGGGUUGUGUUUCAGGCCCACGAGGAGAGGAACUUCCACGUGUUCUAUGAGCUGCUCGCGGGGAUGAACGACUGGGACAAACAGGAGCUCUACCUGCAAGGACCCGAGACAUAUUACUACCUGAACCAAGGUGGGGCGUGUGAGCUGAAGGGAAAGCAGGACAAGCAGGACUUCCAGCUGAUGCUUCAGUGCUUUGAGACCAUCGGCCUGCAUGCUGACCAGAUCUCCACCAUCUGGGCCAUCCUGUCCUCCAUCCUGCAGCUCGGCAACGUCUGCUUUAGCUCAUACGAGAGCGAGUCGUUCGAGGUGGCGCGUAUCUUCAGCGAGGCUGAGGCCAGGAGGGUCGGCUCUUUGUUGCAGAUUUCUUCUGAGGCCUUGCAGACUGUCAUCACUCACAGAGUCACAGAGACGACCUACGACCGGAUCUACUGCCCUCUGUCUGUGGAAAGUGCCAUAGAAUCCAGAGAUGCCAUUGCCAAAGCCUUGUACUCUGUGCUGUUUGACUGGCUGCUGGAGCAGAUCAAUGAUUGGCUGAGCCCCUCAGAGAUGGACAGCACGGUGGGCAUAGUGGACAUCUACGGGUUUGAGGACCUGGCAGUGAACAGCUUCGAGCAGCUGUGCAUCAACUUCGCCAAUGAGCAGCUGCAGCACUUCGUCAACAAGGCCGUGAUCUCCCAGGAGCAGGAGGAGUACAGUGCAGAGCAGAUCCAGUGGUACCCGAUGCCUCUGAAGAACUUCCACUCCUGUCUGGAGCUCAUCUCCUCCAGACCUCAUGGCAUCCUCCGCAUACUGGACGAUCAGACCUGCCUGCCCCAGGCCACUGACCACACCUUCCUCCAGAAGUGCCACUAUCACCAUGGGAACAGCUCCUACUAUGCCAAGCCUAAGAACCCCCUGCCAGUCUUCACUGUGUAUCACUACGCCGGAGCUGUAACCUAUCAGGUUCAUAAUUUCCUGAAUAAGAACCAUGACCAGUUCAGGACGGAGGUGGUGGAGCUGUUUGCCAGGAGUCGCUUAAAGACGGUUUCGGAGCUGUUCCGGAAGCUUCAGGACGGUUACAUCCAGCAGAGAGAGCUGGGCUGGAGGGGGAAGGGUCUCCGUCAGCAGCCUUCCACCGCUGCCUCUCACUUCCUUCAGUCCCUGACAGAACUCACCACCCGCCUGGAGAGAUGCAAAACCACUUUUGUUCGUUGUCUGAAGCCAAACUAUGUCAAGCUCCCUGGGAUCUUUGACGUGGACUAUGUGUCGGCCCAGCUCAGGCAUGCUGGGAUUAUGGAGACCAUCCACAUCAGGAAAGAAGGGUUCCCCAUCCGGAUUCAGUACUCCUUCUUCCUCGAGAGGUACGGGGUUCUGCUGAGUCAGCGUCAGAGCGAGGUGUCGGACAGGGAGCAGCUUCUGGCUCUGCUGGAGCUGGUGGGGGCCCAGGAGGGGCAGUACCAGCUGGGGCUCACCAAGCUGUUCCUGAAGGAGCUGCUCUACCAGCAGCUGGAGGAGAAGUGGAUCAGCACCCAGACCUGGGCGGCCAUCACCAUCCAGAGGAACAUCAGGGGCUUCAUCUGCAGGAGGAACUUCAGGUUCUUCAGAGAGAAGGCCAUCGUCAUCCAGAGCCACAUCCGGGGACACCAGGCCAGGAAGCACUACAAGCGUCUGAGGCAGUGCUUCACCCAAUUCUGGGCGGUGAUGAUGAUCACCAGGGAUACCAUCAAGAGACGCCAUUGGAGGAAGGAAUUUCAUGAGAAGAACAAAGUGAAGGGAGUGACAAAGACGAAGAGUGUAUCUCCAGGAAUGGAUGUGGGGAGGUUGGAGAUCCCUGCUGAGCUGUCAGCCAGGCUCCGCAGUGCAGGAGGGCAGCAGCAUGGGUCAGGGGUCACAGAGGUGGCCCCUCCUCAGGUGAAGGCACAACACAAGCUCAGCCUGCCUCUGGAUUUAGACAGAUACCCGUUCUCUCGCUAUGCCAAGUCCAUAUUAAAGGAUACAUGGUGCCAGCCUCAGGGACGCCCCCUCCAGAGAUCCCUCACCCCCCUGGAGCCUGAAGAUGCCAGAACUGCCCUGGACAUCUACAAACUGAUCUUGCGGUUCACGGGUGAGUCGGAGCUGAGUGGCUGGCAGGAGCAGAUGCUAGGGAACUACAUCGUGGAGAGGGGUCAGAGCCGGACCCCCCUGAGGGACGAAAUCCUGGCCCAGCUGGCCUACCACACGUGGGGCCUACAGGAGGAGCAGAGUAGCCUGAGGGGCUGGCUGCUGCUGGCCUCCUGCCUCAGCGCCUUCACCCCCUCCCCAACGCUGGACAAGCCCCUGCUCAAGUAUGUGUCUGACCAUGGUCCGGGGGAGUACCGCUCUCUGUGCCAACACAAGCUGCUGACAUCUCUGCAGCUCCCAGCCCCAGCUGCCCGCGUCUACCCCCCCACCCAGCUGGAGUGGACCACCAACCAGAGGAAGGGCACCAUGCUGCUGGACGUACACACCUACAACGACGAGAGGCUGACCUCUGAGGUGGAGUCAUGGACUACAGGAGAGGAGCUGGCUGCAUGGCUCCUGCACUACAGAGGCGUGUCGGAGGCAGUGCAGGGCUGGUCCGUGUCCCUCCUGACGGAUGAUGGUUGGUCAGAUCUGGCCGGCUCAGACUUCGUCAUGGAUCUUCUGGCUGGAGCUGAAGCUGAGGUGCUGCCCCCCCCAGGGACGCCCUCCUCUACAUACUCUGACUACCUGUUCAGCAACCAGGGAGACAGGAGGCCCGCUUCAGAUCUGGACGACUUUAUUCCGCCAGCCCCUCCCAUGCAAGCUCCUGGGCUGCCUGCUUUUGAGGGAAGCUCCUGGGGGAGAGAUUAUCCACAGGAAGGCCGUGGGAGACAGAUGGAUGCUUACGUUGAUGACCUGUUUGACCCAGUACUGGACCAAGGACCUCUGGACAUGGAGAGGGUUGCCAUGCUGAACCGCAGAAUGAAAGGAGGAGGAGGGAUUGGACCCAUGUAUGGAACUGGUAUACCCAUGACAAUGCCAACUUAUCCUAUGGGCUAUGGUGCCCCUAUGAUGCCAACCAUGCCAGCCAUGAUGCCUGCGGCCCCUGUGGUGGACCCCAUGCAGCUUUCAGCAACACAGCAGGCCCUCAUCAACCAGCAGGCCUUCCUCAUGGCACAGCAGAUGACCAUGCAGGCCAUGACUCUGUCCCAGCAGCAGACCCAGGAGCAGCAGAGGAAGCAGAAGGAGAAAGAGAAGCAGAAGGAGAGGGAGAAGCAGUGGAAACGUCAGUCCCAGCGACGAUCCGACUCCCCCUCACCACCUCCUCGAUCUCCCUCACCCCCACCUGCACGGCCCAAAGCCUUCAAACACACCCCCAGGCCCAGGCAGCCUGAACCAGAGCCAGAACGAAAAGUGGAUCUACCAGAUCCUGAGGACCUGCAGUCCUUCAGGGACAAGAGGAGGUACUUCCAGAAGAUCGGGGAUAAGCCCUAUGAAGCAGCUCCAAGGCCUCGUACACCCCCCCCAAGCACAUCCAGGCGGCAGCAACGCUCCCCAUCACCGCCGCCACCACCACCCCCCCCUAUGGCACCAAGGCCUGCAGUGAAGCAGUUCCAUGUCCCUCCUGUCGCAAAAGAGGACCCCCCUAAAGAAAAACCCACCCCAGCUCCUCUGGCUCGGCCUAACCUGGAACCUACCUCCAACAUCCGGGAAAUCAUCAAGAAGUACAACAGCCGACCCCAACCAGAGGCCAAACCCUUCGAGCCCAUCAGACCGCCGGCACGGAAUUUUAAGAAGGUGAAUGACCCCAAAGAGGAAGCUCUGGCCAAACUCAGAAGCAAAGCUCCAGUGCCACACCAGCAGAGGCAGUGGGCGCCUCCACCAGUGAAGCCUAAAAAGGAGCUGCCCCCCAACAGGAUCCCGUCCCCUCCCCCCAUCAGGGAGGCCCGCUCCAUCUCCAACAGCAUGAGGCAGAAGCAGCGCUCCCUGGAGGACCUUUUCGGCUCGCAGCGCUCCAAAGACCCCCCACCUGCUCCCCCCGACUCCCCCCCACCUCCUCCACGCCCAGCGCCCAACAUUCAGCACAUCCCUGACCCGCCCCCCAUGGCUGCACCCUCUCUCGAUGGGAUGCCAGAUGGUGACGGCAUCCGCUCACAGCUCCACCGCUUCUCUGCUGGGGUUUACUUCUCCCACUCCCACCUGCCGGGAAAACUGAUCCUGCGCAAAGAAGUGUUUUACCCCAGAGAGAUGUUCAACCGGCCCUACAUCCUCAAUCUGUUAUGUGAACAGAUCAUGAAGGACACGUACUCGGAUAGCUGUGUGAGGAUCAGCAGAGAGGAGAGGAGGAAGAUGAAGGACCUGCUGGCAAAUUUCAACGUGGGAAUGAGUAUAAGCACCAUGCAGAAUGACAACAUGAAGAAGAGGAUCGUGAUGGCUGCUCGAGACAACUGGGAGAACUACUUCACUCGCCUGUUCCCUGUGAAGCUGGAGAGUGGAGAUGCUCAGGUGUUGGCUGUUUCUCACCGAGGCAUCCGUCUGCUGAAGGUGGUCAGAGCAUCAGGCAUCAACCCCGAACACUUCCGCCUGCUCCGCAGCUACAGUUUUGCAGAGCUGCUGUCAGUGGAGCUCCAGGGUGCACACAGGGUGGAGGUGGAGCUGAAGAGUGAAGCGUUGGUGUUGCAGUCCUCCAGAGCUCCACAGAUCACCGCCAUGAUCCAACUCUUCCUCCAGGAGCUCAUCAGGGACUCCGGCCAUGUGGUUGCCUUGAAGAGUUAUGUGACGGAUGACAAGAGUUUGGUUAGCUUCAGCCGAGGUGAUGUCAUCAAACUGCUGCCGAUGGAAGGACUCCAGACAGGAUGGCGUUUCGGCACCUUGGGAGGGCGCUCUGGGCUGUUCCCAGAGGACCUGACCCAGCCAUCCGCGGCUCCGGAUUACCACUGUUGGAACCUCGACCGCAGAGAUACCAAGAGGAAGAGCACGAGGGGCGCUGCACCUGUCACUCGGUCCAACGGCCUGCCUCAAGGUCCAUCCAGCAGGGAGGGUUCGGUUCUGCGGUCGGACCGGAGAUCAGUCCAGAGCUCCCAGCAGGGCUUGCUCCUGGAGCUGGAGAUCUUCUCAGGCAUGCCUGAGUUUGCUAUGAAGUACUUCAGAGUGGGGACUACAGGCCUGCCAGCAACUGGAAGGAAUUUUUUAGAGGUGGUUAAACAUACAACGGUUCCCAUCCAGGAGUCCCUCAUCCUCUACAAUGAUCCUGAGCUCAAUGAGUUAUCGGUCCAGUGCUUCCUGACCCUGAUGCAGUUCAUGGGGGAAAUGCCGAUGAAGAAGGAUAACACGCAGGCAGGCUGUGUGAGCCACAUCAUAUUGUUAGGGAAGGAGAAGGAGAUGCUGAGAGACGAAAUCUACUGCCAGGUCAUCAAGCAAACCACCAACAACCCCGCCAAAUCUUUCUGUACACUGGGCUGGCGGCUGCUCAACCUGAUGACCGGCUUCUUCCCCUGCUCCGAUACUCUGCAGCCGUUUGUGACAUGGCACCUGCAAGAAAUCUCCGAGGACUACCAGCACCCAUACCAAGAGCUGGCGUGUGUGUGUAUGGAGAACCUGCAGCGCUCUCUCACUUUUGGGGGUCGCCGUAACAUCCCGUCACAUGUGGAGAUGGACGCCAUUCUGGCUGGGAAAACCUCUCGCCGGUUUCCCAUCCAGCUUCCAGGAGAAGUGGAAUUCACCAUCAAGAUCCGCAGCUUCAGUCUGGCAGGAGAAGCAGUGGCAGAGUUCUGUAAAGAGAUGGGAAUCUUGAAUCUGAGCGAAACCAAAGAGUACUCCAUCCUUGCCAACCAACGCCCAGAUGGGAUGGUUCGUCCCCUCCAUGCUGAAGAGUAUCUGUUCGACUUCCUGCUGGAUAACAGCUCCAUCUUCCUGUCCCUGAGAAGAGUGAUGUGGAGGAGCCCUCUGACCUUCAGCAGUGACCUCUAUGUGGGGUUCCACUAUCAGCAGCUCCUGGCUGACUACCUGAGUGGGCGCCUCCUGCUGGCCCCUGCUGACUCCUCCGUUAAGCAGAUCGCUCAGCUGUCCGCUUUGCAGCAUCUGGCUCAGGGUCGGCAGGGUCCGCCCUCACUAUCGGAGAUGAAGGAGUACCUGCCCUCACUGGACGGCCUGAGCAUCAAAGCUGCUGAGAUGCAGACCUUCUGUGAGGGCCAGAUCGCUGCCAUGCACUCCCUCAGCCCUCAAGAAGCCAAGAUAAAAUUUAUUGAGACUCUGAGCGCCAUGCCUCUGUUUGGCUCCAACACCUUCUUGGCCCAGAAGGUGAGCCAGCGUGGCUGUCCCUCCCCCUGCAUGGUCAACGUCAGUCCGGAGGGGGUGAUGUUCCUUCACCCCAAAACAAAGGUACCUUCAGCACACAACCAGUUGAUACAACUUAAACUGAUUACAUCGACAUUUUUACAUCAACACUACUAUUUUUGUAAGAUAAAGAAACAUUACUUAAGUUAUUUUAACACAGUACAAAUAAAAGUCAAGUAUAGCUAACCUUAAUAUUUGUAUUACCUUUAUAUAAAAACAUGUAGCUGUAUAAACCCCACUAUGAAUUAAAAAUGUUGAGUGAGUAGUACUUAAAACUGUAUGUGGAGUACUUCAAUCAUUUUUUUAAACUGAUGGCGUAAAUAUUAUUAAGUAACUGUAACUCAAAAUCCAUAAAUAAAUAUUUUGAGUAAAAUAAAAAUACAGACAUUUCAAAUACAAGUGACCAUUUAUUAAGUAAGGUAAACAACAAAAAAAUAUAUAUAUAUAUCGUUUGGCAAAUUUUUAAACUUUUAAAUAUUCAAUACCUUAAAAACAGGCCUUGAGAGUCCAGAGAGGAACAAACACAAAGUUACCUGGAACAGUUCUGCUCAUCAAUUUACCACAUGGAGCAUAAAGACCAUACAUAUAGAAAUAUCAACAAACGUAUGGGAUAUUUUUUUCAUACUAUUUUACAAAUCUACUAACUCCUUCAAGUAACUAAUUCAAACUUCUAUUUGAAUAAUAAAAAAUUCAAAAUACAUUGUUAUGAUAUAAGCAGACAUACAGUACAGUGCUACACGGUAUGAAUUGCUCUUCAAGUUCAACUGUAUUCAUAGAGUGAGAUUACUUUCCUGCCAAAACUUCAUUUUCAACACUCUUGGCCUUAACUUUCGAUCGUCCAGGCCCAUCAACACUUUCUGUGUGAAGUCGAAGGUGUUGACCAAGUCUUUUGGGUAACUUAGAUUCAGGGUAUAGAUCAGAGCAAAAAGCAGAACAAAUACCUCAGCGAAUCUGGGGAGUUUGAUAACUCUGUUCCCCUCAAGCACCACAGCGAUCCUCUCUGGGCAGCAGAGCGUGGUGUUAGUUGACUUGGCACUGAUCAAGAGAAGUCACACAGCCAUGCCAUCAGUGUCUCCUUCAUCAGACUGCGCCACCUGGUGAUAAGAACAGAGAAAUGUUACCCCUUACCCUAAAUGGCCUGAGCUAUCUCCCAAAUAUGUUUGCUGAAAAAGACAUCAGUGACAUAUCACAUGAAAUAACUUAUGGUUCUCUGCAUAAUGUGGGUUUUAGGAAACGCCAUUGCACAACCUAAUUUAACAGCAGCAGAAACUACAGCCUCAUAAAUCCGUUUAUUGUAACACCCCUCUAAAACAAAACAAAGAGCAUUAUAACAGUCACACAGUAACUGUGUUACUGUUAGUUAGCUGUAAAUGAUAAACUGCCAGCUGAAUAUAUAUUUACAGUUAAUCUCCCCCUACUACACUAAAAUAAAUAUGGGGAACACUAAAGAUUAUUUUGUUAUGUAUUUUAUUAAAUCAUCCAUUUUUUACUCUGAAACCUAAUAUUAUAAACUCUGAAACCUAAUACUGUAAAAAUGUAAUCAUUUUCUUCAUGCGCUAGAGCUACUAGAACAAUUUAACAAGAUUAGCUGUGUUGUGUGAUCAUCGUACCAUCAAUUCUUAACAGUUAACCCAUUUAAGCUGGGUAAGCGUUGCCGCAUUUCUACCAUUACAUUUUUUAACCAUUUUUUUGUAUUAAUUAUCGGCCUCUUAGCCCAAUGAAAUGCAUCAGAAUAUACACGUGGCAUUGUUUGGAUUUUUUUUCAGCAAUCAUGGCAGACUUAGUCUACUGUGGAGGGAAUUCUGAAGUUAGUGAAGGAACUUAAAAAAGAACUUCAGGUUUUAGGGGGUUCUUCUAAAAUCGCCCAUAGGUUUUACAGACAUUUUUCCAGGCGUUUUAGGCCUAAAUGGGUUAAUAUGCUGACUUACAUGCCACAGCUUCAGAAAGCUGGAGUCGUCCUCAUGCAGAUAGGCAGGGAGCGCCCGGAGGAUAGCAGCGCGUCUGGCAUGGACGUCACCUUGUUCCUUGGGUGUGAGAACAUAUAUUUGCUUUACUUUUGAUGCUGACAACACACAACAACUUAUAUCACAAGAAAGGGCUCUUCCGUGACAGCAAAGAUGAGUAUUUUGACAAAGAGAAUCCACUCUAGGAUUAUCAAACACCAAGAGGCGUAACCGACUCACCUGGAUGUCAUAAGAGCUGAACCACUGAUCCAGAACUUCCGCUACUUUCCCUUUGCGUGCAACUUUCUUUCCGAACAAGCUCUGAAGGCGGGGGGCAUGUCGAUCCAACUCAGCAUAGAAGUGCUUCUUCAGAUUGAUGUUUGUAAUCCUCUGAAACUCGGCACAAAUCUGCAAAAAUAAAAAAGGGCUAUUUAAGUCACAGUACAAUGCUUAUGUGCACUGAAGACAGCAGCGAUAAACAGAAACGUAACAUGCUCAAUCUGAGAAAACCUGUCCAAGUUAUCAAUGAAAGCCACGCAAAGAAUUAAAUACGUGUAACAGGUAAAAGAUGUUCAUCUGUGACUCUGUUUUCAAGGCAGGCCAGCGUUCCAGGACCUUACCAACAGGUAGGGCGUCAUUGAUGACGUCAUUGCGCAAUUUGGAGUGUCAAUCGCUCAAGGCUUGUACUAUUUUCACCAAAUGGGAAAUAAGGCAAGAAAUUCACCUCUGCUCUCUCUGGUAUUUUGAUGUUACUGUGGGGAGAUUGUUUGUCUGGAUUGUUUCUACUCCUCUUCCCAGAAUUCACAGCUACCUCAUGAAAUCCUGCCUUACUUAACUUUGUGCGGAAGUCCCCCUCUUGAACUUCAGACUGUUUUUCCAGCCGCACCAUCCUGUCUGAGACCUUGGCUCUUUUAGACAAGGAUGUUUAGUGACCAGUGCUUCUUCUACCAUUGAAACUUCCUUGUCAUUGGGGUAUGCCUUGAAGUUAUGUAUUUUGGUUGCAAGGUACUCAAGGAUGUUGUGCUUUUGACCCGAAAAACAGGCUAUAUACAACAUGUAGCACUUAUAUUACUCCACAAACUAUAAAUGGAAGACUACUUCUAAACUCUCAGGACUAUGAGUGAAAUAACUUCUAAAAAUGAACUUGAUUUGCUUACCUAAAAAAUGUUUUAAGUAACCCUUUAUUAACUGUAUGAACGUCAGGUUACCAUAAUAAGACCUGGGAUACUGGGGCUUUGCUGUGACAUGGUAUUUUCCACACUGAUUACAAGCCUACAUUUAAAGUGAUCUUGCUUUACCAAAUGCAGAAAGCAUAGUACAAAGCUACUGCAUGAAAUGAACGUUAAACCUCUAUGCCUCUAAAUUACUAAAUAAAACAUGCCCAGAAAUGCAUGACAGAAAAAGGCUGCCGUUAUAAGUCGAUAUUUAACACAGAACGUUUGCAACACAAGCUUUCUACUGAAAUGUAAUUUAGAACCAUAUAAACACACUGUCUUUCACGUAUCAAUCAUCUUUGGAAUAGUAGUAGGAUCAUGCAGAGUAAGGUUGCCUGUCCCUUAAUAGAGGAGAUACGGUUGUGGCGCGUGCAUGUGCAAAGUGAGUGAGGUGUUUCUGGAAGUGAACAGGAGUAGCAGCAGUGAUACGUCUGUCUAUGAAGUGACAACCAAGUCCCAAAUAAAUACAACGGCCUCCUUAGGAAAAGCUUGCUUGUCUGCCUGAA